Molecule: messenger RNA, 1374 nt
Organism: Adineta ricciae
Lineage: Eukaryota; Metazoa; Rotifera; Eurotatoria; Adinetida; Adinetidae
Source: the annotation of a GenBank genome assembly
AUGCUCUCAUCGCCCUUGCAAACAUCUGCAUCAACCAUGAUUGACGAUCGAGUUUUACGAGCAUAUUUGCAACAAAAUUCAACAUGGAGUUUGAACGAAAGUGGACAUAUGGAUCAUUAUAGUUUAUCAUCGAGCGGAAAUGGAGAUAAAUUUUUGAAUAAUAGCGUUCAUUUUCCAACGGAAAUGAGGUCAGCUAAUCUCAAUCAAAUAGUAUCGAAUAUUGUCGAAGAAAGUAGCGAACACCAACCACAUGGAAUUCUCUCAACAUUUAUAUUGCAGAAAGACGAUCAACAUAUGUAUCGCGCGAAGAAUUCAUCAUUCGUAUCUGGAAGUGGUUCUCUACGUAAUAUUCCAGAUAAUUACCCAUUCCAACAUUACUCUCCAAAAGACGUCCAAGUUUUAUUACGUAAAGGUGACAAUCAUAGUGUGAAUUCCCUUGUUCAAAAUAUUCCAUUGCAAAAAUUUCGUCAGAUGAUUGGCUUACAACCUAGUUCGGGUUCAUUGUCUUUACAUGAACGUAUAAAUCGUAACAAUAAUGAUUGUACUAAUCUUAAUCAACAAUUCUUGCCAUUGUCAAGUUCCUCAUCAUCAUUACCGACAUUCAACCAACAACAAAACUAUUCUCGACAACAAUCGUCAAUGGCUAAUUUAUAUCUAGAUGAUACAAUAUCGAUGAAUGAUGUCAAUCUACCAUCAUCUAUUACUUCAAAUCAAGAAAUGAAUUACUAUCGAUCUAACAGACGAACUGGUGUCACAAAUACACUACAUAUUGCUAUUGAGAAAUGUUCCGAACAACUCAAUUACAUACGAGAUAGUUACGCUGAAACUGAAUCCAAAAUUGGUAUUCAAAUUUUACAUAAGACUUCAUCAUCUGCCACGGAUGUUACAAAUACAACUGUUUUAAACAAUCCAUCACGUGUGGAUCGUUUGAUUGCUGAAUACUAUUAUGAAUACAAUCGAAUUAUUCGUUUACAUGAACGAAUCAAAGAAAAUAUCAGUCUUCAAGAUAGUGAAGCAACACGACAAACUCUCGAUGAAUGGUUUACUGCUAUUAAUACAGUUCGAGAUCGACGUCGACAAGAAAUUAACAAUGCUACAGAAAAAUUUCGCAUUGCUGAAGCACGUUUAUCAGAUGAAAAAAAUAUUUUACAAUUAGCCGAAUCCUUACGUGUGUUACGUAUAACGACUCGAAAAAUUCGAACUAUCCUCUGGUGUUGGUUGUACUGGUCAACAAACAAUAUAGAUAACAAAAUUACAUUGGUUGCUCGUCACGAAAGCCAAUUCAAUCAUUUAUUUUCGACAACAUUUGACGUCUUCAAAUCCGAUUCGAUCAUCUCAAAUGCCAAUUGUAAAGAAAAUCAAUGCAACAAAUAA